Messenger RNA from Cynara cardunculus var. scolymus (artichoke), 1557 nucleotides. RefSeq lists its product as uncharacterized. NCBI's taxonomy places the organism in Eukaryota, Viridiplantae, Streptophyta, Magnoliopsida, Asterales, Asteraceae. The record is from RefSeq and is a predicted model, not a curated record. The transcript is spliced from 8 exons. Gene Ontology annotation, molecular function: protein dimerization activity. The coding region runs from base 1 to 1557 and encodes 518 amino acids.
AUGGAGGUGAUGGUGGCCACUGUGCGCUGUGAAGAAAUUGCUAAUGAGAAGUACUCUGCCUUUGUUGCAAACAAGGAAUGGUGCGAACUAGAGGAUGCUAUGAAGUCUCAAUUGGUGCUCGAUAUUUCUGGGUUUAUGCUCGAUAUUUCUGGGCAGCGGACUGCUUCUUCUUCUUCGGUUCUUCCCGCCAACAGCCUGCUUCUUCUUCUUCCCGCCAGGCGCCAGCAACUUGCUUCUUCUUCUUCUUUUUCUUCUUCUUCUUGUGGUGCAGAGUGCGGUAGCCGGCUACAACCUAUUAGUUGGAAUAAAAUGGAGAGACUUGGUCUUCAUGUUGGCGACAUUAAUAGUUUUCACAAUAGAGCACUUAAGAAAUGUGAGGAUCUAAUGAGCCACGAUCGAUCUAUCGCCGUUGCCUUUCAUAAGCAAACUGAGAAGGAGAAGAAUGAGCACCGAAUACGAUUAAAUGCUUCAAUUAAGGCUUGUAGAUUCUUGUUGAAGAAUGCAUUGACCUUUCGUGGUCACGAUGAAUCUGAAAUAUCUAUUUCUAAAGGCAUGUUCUUAGAAACAUUAGCCUUAAUUGGUGAUUGCAAUGAGGAUAUAGUUGAUGAGUCUAGUGACGUUUCUAAGAAGGAACAAAUGGCGGUGGUUUUAGGAUAUGUUAAUGCACGUGGUAUUGUUAAGGAGAGAUUUUUUGGUAUUGUUCAUGUGACGGGGACAUCUUCUUCAAUUCUUAAAUCUGCCAUUGAUACUUUAUUUGUUGAACAUGGAUUGAGUUUGAAACAAGUAAGAGGGCAAGGUUAUGAUGGAGCAAGCAAUAUGUGCGGAAUGGUGAUCAAUGUGGUGAAUGCUUAUUGCAAGCGUAAAGACAUGCUUCGACAAAGUUACAAAGAUAAAGUGCAAGAAGCAAUUGGUAAGUGUGAAAUUGAUAUUGGAACAGGGAAAUACCAAGAGCUUUCUCUUAUACGAGYCGGAGAUACAUGGUGGGGUUCUCAUUACAAAACCAUUUUGAGCUUGAUUGCUUUGUUUCCAAAUGUUGUUGAAGUGCUCCAGUAUGUUGAAGAGGACGGGGAUAAUGGCUUUAGUCGCACUCAAGCAACUGCUUUGAGUCCAUGCGAUUCAUUUUCGCAGUUCAGUGUAUCAGAUUUAUUGAAGUUGAGUGAGUUGUAUCCUCAAGAUUUUAGUCAUAUGGAAAUGAUCGCUCUUGAGAAACAACUUAACAUGUAUUAUUUGAUUGUGCGUCAGGAUGAAAGAUUUGCCAAUUUGAGUGGUAUUGCCGAGCUCUCUAGAUUGCUAGUGGAAACAAAAAAGCAUAAAACUUAUCCUCUAGUAUAUCAGUUAUUGAAGUUGGCUUUGGUUUUGCCAGUUGCUACCGCAACAGUCGAAAGAUGUUUUUCUGCUAUGAAGAUUGUGAAGUCAAAUUUGCGCAACAAAAUCAGUGAUGAAUUUUUUAAUGCUGCAAUGAUAUGUACUAUAGAAAAAGAAGCACUUCUCGCAGUUUCAAAUGAUGAUGUAAUUACUCAAUUUCAAAAGACGAAGAGUCGUAGGGCACAGUUGUAA